AUGACACAGGGAUGGGACCAGGCUGCUAUGGCUGGCGCUGCGAUCGAAGCUAUGAACGACUUAGGCAAACCUUUCGUUUCUACCGCAGCUUACGACUUGACGCCGACAUCAGACGACAACAAUUUACCCUUAGGGGCUAACACGUGGUGGCUCGGUUUCGCCGUUGGCGCACCGUUUCUCUGUGGAGCAUUCCUGGGUCUCUUUUUCACAGAUCGUCUUCCCGAACUCUGGAGAUUCGGGCGGCGUGGUGCAAUCAUUGUCGCGGGCACCUGUAGCUUUAUCUCCGUUAUUGGCUGCGCGGCAAGCCACAACUUCUGGGAAUUUCUAGCCUUCAGAAUUAUCCUAGGUGCAGGAAUGGCAGGUAAAGCAGCCAUUGUUCCUAUCUGGCUCUCGGAAACAUCUCCAAGGAACGUUCGUGGAGUUCUACUUGUCUGCUGGCAGCUAUUCGUGGCCUGCGGCAUAGCUGCGGGCUCAGUUGCAAAUUUGAGUUUGUAUCGCUUGAACCCAAGUGAAAGUUGGAGGUACAUGUUCAUCUCAGCCUUCAUUCCCGCGCUGCUGUUGUUCUCCAUGGUCCUCUUCGCGCCCGAGUCACCACGUUGGCUUCUGAAGAGAAGCGGGUUCAAGAAGAGUGAGAAACUGAGCGAUUUUGAGUUUGAAAAGAGAAGGAAAGGCUUGGUCAGAGCUGCGCUGAAAUCGCUAUCUCAAUUGCACGGCAAGCCCACCAAUAUGCUUGCCGCGGGUGAACUGUAUCUUCUGUAUAUGAGACUACUUCAAGAGCAAGACUUCUUGAAGAAGGAAAAUGACGAUCAGAGCCACUCCAAAUUCAACGAACAUGCAUCAAGGGAGGCAACCAACGAAUUCACCUCAAAAGUCGCGGUUACCGGACACGCAUCAGGGGUUGCAGUGAACAUGCACAGCACAGAGGCUAGGGUCAAUGGCGACACACCAGCAGCUGUGGUCAACGAGAACAGAUCGACAAUCAUCGAUAACCAGGGUCAGCAAUCGAUAAAGGCCCCCCACAACACACCAAUUGAAUAUGUCUCAUGGGGACAGCGGUGGCGUCUCAUGAUCAGCACAAGAAGAAUGACUCGAGCCAAUGGUGCUGCUGCUGCUGUCAUGAUUGCCCAGCAACUCUGCGGCAUCAAUCUACUAGCAUUUCUAGCUGGUACUUUCUUCCGAAACUCGUUCUUCUCCAAUUCUCAGAAUCCCACCCUACAGGACAACACUAAACAUCUCUGGUUGUCCUUCGCAUUCGGAGUUGUGAACUUCUUAUUCACGAUUCCUGCUCUUUUCUAUAUUGACAGGAGCGAAGGGCGGCGAACACUAUUAAAUUGGUCAUUCCCCUGCAUGUUCGCAACACUACUGAUCAGCGGACUGAUCCUUCGGAAGUCUACUAAUGACUCUGCAACAGGCAGAGUCGGUACUGGAGCCGGCAUUGCCUACAUUGUACUCCUCAUGCUUUUUACAGCAGCAUAUUCGAUUGGCGAAGGACCUGCAGCUUUUGUUAUCUCCGCAGAAGUAUUUCCACUAACGAAUAGAGAGCUUGGCAUGAGCUUGGCCGUUUUCUGGAACUUUCUAGGCGCAGGCGUGCUAGCUUUAUGUGCCCCGGCUAUGACGAGAAACCUUGGUCAAGACAACACUUUGUUUUUUUUCUCCGGAAUGAAUAUCUUGGCUUGGUUUCUAUGCUACUGGCUAGUGCCCAAUACCGGGAGUGAGGACUUGGAAGAUAUUUUCGAACAACUCGAAGCGCCUACACACUUCGUCUUUGUUUAUACCUGUGCCAUUUUGUUGCGCAAGGCCUUCCGUGGUUUAGAAUGGUGUCAUGGGGCAGGCUGCAGGAGCUGGAAGAAUUGUGGCUUUAUUCAACUUGAGACAGCCGAGGACGAAUACAAAGAACAUGUAGGACAAGAUGCAGACUGGAAGGCAAUGAUCAAGAGUUUUUGGGGUAAAGCUUUCAGGAAGGGAGCACGAAGACAUACAUAG
Messenger RNA from Cucurbitaria berberidis CBS 394.84, 1983 nucleotides. RefSeq names its product MFS general substrate transporter. Lineage: Eukaryota; Fungi; Ascomycota; Dothideomycetes; Pleosporales; Cucurbitariaceae. The record is from RefSeq and is a predicted model, not a curated record. Gene Ontology annotation, biological process: transmembrane transport. Gene Ontology annotation, cellular component: membrane. The transcript is spliced from 4 exons. The coding region runs from base 1 to 1983 and encodes 660 amino acids. Gene Ontology annotation, molecular function: myo-inositol:proton symporter activity.